This is a messenger RNA of Ailuropoda melanoleuca (giant panda), 1237 nucleotides long. RefSeq names its product catenin alpha-2. The transcript is spliced from 6 exons. Gene Ontology annotation, biological process: cell migration; cell-cell adhesion. NCBI's taxonomy places the organism in Eukaryota, Metazoa, Chordata, Mammalia, Carnivora, Ursidae. Gene Ontology annotation, cellular component: adherens junction; catenin complex; actin cytoskeleton. The record is from RefSeq and is a predicted model, not a curated record. Gene Ontology annotation, molecular function: structural molecule activity; cadherin binding; beta-catenin binding. The coding region runs from base 308 to 1237 and encodes 309 amino acids.
GGCCGCGCCUGCGCACUGGCCACCUCCCCUAGCGGCGAUCCAGGCCGCUGCCGCUCGCGCCUGGGCAGGACGCGGGGCGGGCGGGGGGAGGGGGGAGCGGCUUCGCUUCCAGCCCUGAGUAAGGCGGAGACCCGGGCUGGCGGGCGGAGCAGGAGGCACCGCACCUCGGCCCGAGGCUGCUGCAGCAGCUGCUGCCCUCGUCCCCGCCGCCGCCUCUCCGGUCUCUUCUGUGAUUACCCCUCCAGCUGUUGGGAACGGGCGAGAAAGAGGAGGAGGCGAGAAACUCCCACCGACCCACAGAGGGAGCAUGACUUCGGCAACUUCACCUAUCAUUUUAAAAUGGGAUCCCAAAAGUUUGGAAAUCCGGACACUAACAGUGGAGAGGCUUUUGGAGCCACUUGUUACACAGGUGACGACCCUUGUCAACACAAGCAACAAAGGCCCAUCUGGUAAAAAGAAAGGGAGGUCAAAGAAAGCCCAUGUACUGGCUGCAUCCGUAGAGCAAGCCACUCAAAACUUCCUGGAUAAGGGUGAACAGAUCGCUAAGGAGAGUCAAGAUCUCAAAGAAGAACUGGUCGCUGCGGUAGAGGAUGUACGCAAACAAGGUGAGACAAUGCGCAUCGCCUCUUCAGAGUUUGCUGAUGACCCGUGCUCAUCGGUGAAGCGUGGCACCAUGGUGCGGGCGGCGAGGGCUUUGCUUUCAGCUGUAACACGCUUACUCAUCCUGGCAGACAUGGCGGAUGUCAUGAGACUUUUAUCUCAUCUGAAAAUUGUGGAAGAGGCCUUGGAAGCUGUGAAAAAUGCCACAAAUGAGCAAGAUCUUGCAAAUCGCUUUAAAGAGUUUGGGAAAGAAAUGGUGAAACUUAACUACGUAGCAGCAAGAAGACAACAGGAAUUGAAGGACCCUCACUGUCGGGAUGAGAUGGCAGCUGCCCGAGGGGCUCUGAAGAAGAACGCCACAAUGCUGUACACGGCCUCCCAAGCGUUUCUCCGCCACCCGGAUGUUGCUGCCACAAGAGCCAACCGAGACUAUGUGUUUAAACAAGUCCAGGAGGCCAUUGCUGGCAUCUCCAAUGCUGCUCAAGCUACCUCGCCCACCGAUGAAGCCAAAGGCCACACAGGCAUUGGCGAGCUGGCAGCAGCUCUGAAUGAGUUUGAUGUAAGUAUCUCAGUGAUGCACACAGAGGGGUAUACACUUCCACUGAGAGAAGUGAUUGGGGCACGAAGAGCCGCAUAG